ACACGGCAGAGGAGAAACAGUUUAUGACAGGGCGGACCAGAAGUAGGAAAUAGCUUUCUUUUCCCUUUUAUCCCAUCCUGGCUAUAAGCCUAUUUGUUGAUGCCACCUGCAUCCAGGUUGGGUGUUCCCAUUAACCAAUCAGGUGGACUAAUCCAGUAUCACACCCAUAAUCCAGUAUCACACGCCCAUGAUCCAGCCGCCUCCCAGAAGCCACAUCUGUGAGUGCAAGAUGCUUUGGGGGGACAUCUAGAUACAAACCACAACAGAGGAGGGAGAGGGCGGCAAGCUCAGGUGGACAUCCAUGCUGCCUGUGGUACUGGCCAUACUGGCAUUGCCAGUGGACGAUGCUGCCAUGGUCUCAAGCAAAGGCCUCACCCUCCAGCUUCCACUCACGGGAGCCCACCUAGAGUAAGGAAGGGGACCGGGGAGUCGCCCAGCCAUCGCCCUGGCUCUGACCUGCAGGCAGGCCUUGGAGGGGUCAUCUGGGGCGAGUAUGGUCUCUGCCUAGAGGAGCAGGCUCAAGGUGGCUGGGGGCCUCCCACGUGAGGCAGCAGUCCCAGGAGGCGUGGCCUGCACCUUGGGCCCUCUGCGAGCCCUGGCAAUCCGAGAGGGGAGGCUGCUGGCCUAUGUGCUUGGAUGCUACCUGGGGCGUCGUUUGGACUGUUCUUUUCUCCUUUCUCAUGUUGCUCCAUGGUAGUGCAGCGAGACUGAGCUGUGGGGUGACACCGGGCGGGGACUGCAGUCCUACCUGCGGGGCAUCUGCUGCAGGAGCAUUGCCAGCCCAGCUUUGUGGCUGGCCGGCUCCUCCUGCAGCCCCGGCCCCCUGCAGACUGCAGAUGCGCAGGCGGCUUGGCCUUCUUCAGGGAAGGGCAGAGCUCAGCUGAGGCUCUGGCUCUAGUAAGGCAGCUCUGCCGGCUGCACGCUGGCCUCCUUUUUGGCUUUUGUCUGCUUUUGUUUGGAAUGGCUGGAGGACAGGAUGCCACAGAUGGAGACAAGGCUGCGUGGAGGGGACUCGGCAGAGCGUUCAGGGAAGAAAGUACCGGGGUCAGCUGGGAACAGUGAAUGGUCUCUGGGGUUCCGUCCAUCCUGCCUGUCAGCCUUCUUAGCAGCAGCAGUCUAGAGAGCUUUUCCUGCAUUUGUGAGCAUGAGGUUUUAACUCUUUUAUGGGGGAUAAACGCCCAGGCCCGGAGGCUGCAGCGGAUCCGUGCCAAGGGAACCCCGGGCCUGGUCCCAGGGGCUGCUGGCAGCUCCCCUCCACCCCGACUGCGUCGCACAGUCAGCGAAACCAGCCUGAGCCCGUCCGCCGCCCUGCCCGAGGCUGCCCAGGGCCCUGAAGAGCCGGCCCGGGACGCCAUGCGCUGCUCCCUGUUCCAGGCCCCGCACCUGCUGCUCCUGCAGGGCUACAGCCAGCAACAUGACAGCCUAGUGUACGUGCUCAACCGGGAGCGGCACACAGUGGGCCAGCGCACGCCCUCCAGCAAGCCAAGCAUCAGCCUGGCAGCCCCUGACAUCCUGCCCCUGCACUGUACCAUCCGCCGGUGCCCGGCCCCAGACGGCAGCCCUGAGGCGGCCAGGCUGGUGCUGGAGCCCAUCGCUGGGGCGCCUGUGGCCGUCAACUUCUCCACAGUGGGCCGGGGUGCUGUGGUGCUUCGGCACGGUGACCUGCUCUCCCUGGGCCUCUACUACCUGCUGCUCUUCAAGGACCCUGCACAGACCCAGCUGCUGCCCACCGGGGCCCUAGCCCACCUGCGGCCACCACAGAGCUGCAGGACAUGUGGUGCUGCGCUCCGGGCCCGCGGUGCCGCCUCCUGCUCGCUGGCUGCUCUUCCCAGGCGGCGGCAGCUGCUCCUGGAGUUUGAGCCUGAUGUGGAGGACGCACUGCUGCAGAGGAUCAUGACGCUGAUUGAGCCAGGGGGUGAUGACUACAAGCUGACGCCCGCUUUCCUCCUCUGCCUCUGCAUCCAGCACUCAGCCACGCACUUCGAGCCCGGCACCUUCGGGCGGCUGCUGCUCAAGAUUGCCAGGAAGAUCCGCGACACAGUUUGGGAGAAAACCAAAGAACUAGCGGAGAAGCAGGCCCAACUCCAGGAACCCAUCUCCUGGGCCAGCUUCACCAUGGCUGACCUAGUUCCAGAUCUGCAGCACAUUCUUUUCUGGAUGUCUAACUCCAUCGAGCUCCUGUACUUUAUCCAGCAGAAAUGCCCACUCUACAUGCAGAGCAUGGAAGAGGAGCUGGAUGUCACAGGCUCCAAGGAGUCGCUGUUCUCCUGCACACUGACGGCCAGCGAGGAGGCCAUGGCAGCGCUGGAGGAGGUGGUGCUCUACGCCUUCCAGCAGUGUGUGUACUACCUCUCCAAGUGCCUGUACGUCUGCCUCCCUGCCCUCCUGGAGUGCCCCCCAUUCCAGACGGAGCGCCGGGAGAGCUGGCAUGGGAGCCCUGCGCUGCCCGAGGAACUGCGCCGCGUCGUGGCCGUGUACCAGGCUGCCCUGGAUCUCCUGCGACAGCUUCGGGUGCACCCUGAGGUGGCCUCCCAGAUGCUCGCUUACCUCUUCUUCUUCUCAGGCACGCUGCUGCUCAACCAGCUCCUGGACAGGGGCCCCUCCCUGAGUUGCUUCCACUGGCCCAGAGGUGUCCAGGCCUGCAGCCGCCUGCAGCAGCUCCUGGAGUGGGCGAGGAGCGUCGGCCUGGGGGCGGCCGGGGAGCGCUUCUUCCGGAAGCUGUCCUGCACCCUGCACCUGCUGGCCACCCCCAGCGCCCAGCUUGUCCAGAUGAGCUGGGCCACCCUGCGGGCCACAUUCCCCGCCCUGAGCCCAGCACAGCUGCACCGGCUGCUGACCCAGUACCAGCUGGCCUCGGCCAUGGGCCCCAUGAGCGCUUGGGAGCCCGGAGCCCAGGACUGCCCCGAUGCCUUCCAGUCAGAGCACGUCCUGGAGUCCUACGAAAAGCCCCCGCCCAUCGUCCUGCCCAGUGAGGGCUUCCAGGUGGACCUGGAGGCCGACUGCCCAGAUGACGGAGUCUACCAGCACCUGCUGUAUAUCCGCCACUUCCUGUGGGGCCUGCGUGGCCCAGCCAGUCCUGGCCGCGGGCCCACCCAGCUGGCCAACCUUGAGGGCCUGUAUCACACCAUCCCUGAGGGGCACCUGGAGGGCCAGGGCUGCUCCCUCGCUACCAGGGACCCCAGCGGAGGAGUCCUUGAAACCGCCUCUGCACACUCUGUUCCUGGUGCCGGGGCUCCUGGGGCACAAGAUCCCCCAGGGGGAUGGCAGCCUGGCCGAGGGGGCCACAGGAACUCCCAGGCUGGCCUCGUGCACACUGACUCCUCCUGCCUUCUCACACCUCCGGGAACCCCGCUAGGCCUCGAGCCUGGGGGCCCUAGCUGGCCUGAGCCUGGCGGCCCCUGUGGGAAGAUGCUUCCGGAAGGGCAAAGGAAUGGGCUGGCUCCCGGGGGUGCAGCUCUAGAAGGAGACACAGUGGCCCCCGUGGACGAGUCUCCUCUGGACCCCUCAAGUGGCAGCUCCAGCACUGAGGACUUCUGCUACGUCUUCUCUGUGGAGCUGGAGAGAGGCCCCUUGGGGCUGGGCAUGGGCCUCAUCGACGGCAUGCACACGGCCCUGGGUGCGCCGGGGCUCUACAUCCAGACCCUGCUCCCAGGCAGCCCUGCAGCAGCUGAUGGGCGACUGUCACUGGGAGACCGGAUCCUGGAGGCAAACGGCACCAGCCUGAUGGGUGUGAGCUACAUGAGAGCUGUGGACCUGAUCCGACACGGGGGCAAGAAGAUGCGGUUUUUGGUUGCCAAGUCUGAUGUGGAAACAGCCAAGAAAAUCCGCUACCGCACGCCCCCACCGUAGGUGGGGCUCAGGACCCCACCCCCAGCACCUUGCUCCGCCAGGCGCCCCCCAGUUCUUUCAAGCUGUCCAUCACCGAGUUUCAAAUCGCCAGUGAGUUCCUGUGUGGCGGCCUCACUAGGACACGCCUGUCCUUCUUGUACAUCUCAUUGUAUAUUUUAUUUAUAUGACAGAGGACACUAAGUGGUAAUGUUUCUUACAGAGUUUUUAUGUGUAAAGACUUUAACAGAGAAGUAUAGAUUCAAUAAACGAUCUUUCCUAUCC
Chinchilla lanigera (long-tailed chinchilla) is the source of this 4110-nucleotide messenger RNA. RefSeq names its product Ras association and DIL domains (gene Radil). The transcript has 14 exons. The record is from RefSeq and is a predicted model, not a curated record. Gene Ontology annotation, molecular function: GTPase binding. The coding region runs from base 1063 to 3849 and encodes 928 amino acids. Gene Ontology annotation, cellular component: microtubule. Gene Ontology annotation, biological process: neural crest cell migration; signal transduction; substrate adhesion-dependent cell spreading. NCBI's taxonomy places the organism in Eukaryota, Metazoa, Chordata, Mammalia, Rodentia, Chinchillidae.